GCCCCUAAUGGGAGAAGCCGAAAGAAGAAGACGAAGCAAUCUCUAAAAGUAAACGUGUCCCCCUAGUGGUCGAAAAUAUUUAAAACAAGAAACUUAGAGGAACAGAGGUCCUAAUCAACUCCAUGUAACUUAAUUUGGACCUAACCUGGGGGGAGGAGUGUGUAAAAAAAUAAAAAAUAGAGCCUUGAUUGUAGAUAAAUUUUAUAUGAUUCUGUAGGCCUUCUAAAAAUGAAAACUCAAAAAAAUAAGCUCAUAGAGCAGAGGAAGUUACAUCAGAUAUAAUGGGCAGGCCUAGGAAAGAUAAUCAUUAGGCAAGAAAGCUUAAAAAAUACUUAAUUAAAAUACUUAAAUAUACAUGAGAAAGUAAGACACAGGUGACAGUAAUGACUCAGACCCGUUUGACAAUAUAAAAAAAAAAAGAAAAAUCUGAAAUGGAAAAUAUUUAUUAUCAGUAUUGAGCCUUCAACUGCAUCGUUUUAUAAAAGGUAAGUGAUGAGAUGUUUUGUAUUUUUCUCUUAAAUUUGCACUUGAAUGCUGUGAUUGCAUAAGAUGCUGCUUUUUACCACUUAAAGAGAAAAGAAGAAUAAAAAAAAAAACAGUUGUGGUCAGAGAACUUCCGCUCUCCAGCAUCUAAAACAUAACUGAAGUGUUUCCUGACUGAAGCACAACGAUCUCAGAGUGCUGCUGAACCGUGUUCCAGCUACAGCAUGAAGACUGUUCUUUUGUUCUAUCUUCUUGUGUGCUGUGGAGCUGAUAUAAAUUUCACAGAGAAGUUGGUGGAUUUGGGACAAAAUGUGACUUUACAGUGUGAAGUGGCUGUAAGACAUGUGUCCUGGUUCCUGAUGAAGCCGUCAGAACCUCCAGUGUAUGUUUUACGCUCUUACUCAAGUAAAAUUCUGGUGCCACAUUACAGUAACCGGACCUUCAGCAAGAUUUUCUCACUGCAACAAAACAGCAGUUUAUUUAUACACAAUAUCAGUACUAAUGAAUUAGGAGUGUAUCAUUGUAUUCAUUGUGGUUCACCUCCUAACAUCAGCCGUGGAAUCAGACUUUACACCCAGAAUCAUGCAGCUGGCUGCUUGGAGAAUUUACACACUUCAGGUUUAAAAAAUCAGACGAGUAAACCUGACCAUCAGCAGAGUGAAGAGAAUGGAUUGACCCUUUUGCCGUUUCUCAUCGUAUCAGUAAUAAUAAACUGCACUCUGGUCAUCACAGUUACAGUUUUUGUGGGCCGUUGCUGCCGAAGGCCUCCGAAAACCCGAGAGCAGCCUUCAGAUCCAGGCGUACAGUCGGGUCAGAACAGCGCCGAGCUCGUGUACUCACAGGUGAAGUUCGUCUCGAAUAAAAAACGCGCCAAGACCAAGAACCUCAACAGCACGUACGCUCUCCUACACCUCCCGAACCAGUGAAUCCCGAGAGAUCUCCGAGUGAUCCCUAAAUGAUCUCCAGAGAUCCCCAGAUAUCCCCGAGUGAUCCCCAGAGAUCCCCGACUGACUCCACACAACAUAUGAACUUUAUAAAAUGUAUCUUGUAGAAGCUUCAUUUCUUCUGCUAUGUAAAAGACGAUUCGUUUAACGGAAGUAAAUGUAAAUAAAUGUAUUAAGAAAAUUUCAGACGAUUUGAUCCAAUAGAACAAACUGAUCAAAAUUAAUCCAAAAGAAACUAAAUGUAUCUUUUUUAGAUUGUUUUUACUCCUUACUAUUACGAACAUCGACCAUUUUGCUUAACGUAUUGUAACGUUUUUUUUGUGGUGUCGCGUGUCGUCUGGCUCGUCCCGAAAAAUUUCCCAUAAUGCACUUAGAAGCUUUUCAGAAUGUAAACUGCACAGUUACGCUGCAUUUCAGUUCAGACAGAGUUGGAAGUUCAGGAAGUUGAAAAUCGUGUCACUUCCUUACCGACAACUUGACGAGAAAACCACAGACUGCUGCAUGCCAUCGGACUACAAUGAGUGUUUAAAUGUAAAGGUUUACGACACGUAAGUGUGUGUACGUUGACUAAUCUGUAGCAAGCAUUUGUAUAUUUCAUUAUGACUCGUGUGAAGGGAAGAACAUCAGGGCAUUUUGACACGACGCUCCUUGUUGGACUCUGAGUGCAGGAGCUCCAUUCUGAUUUGAGGGAGGGGUCUGUCGUUUUUUCCUGAUUAAGAGCUAUAAAGUUAUAACCUGUUGUUCGAAUGCAGCUUUCGGAAAACGCUUACAAUAAUCUAAAGUUCUACUAAUAUUGCUCUAUUCUACUCACAAAUCUUACAAAUAAAAGCUCAUUGUCUCAA
Molecule: messenger RNA, 2269 nt
Organism: Silurus meridionalis
Lineage: Eukaryota; Metazoa; Chordata; Actinopteri; Siluriformes; Siluridae
Exons: 6
Coding region: 708-1409 (233 amino acids)
Source: RefSeq, a predicted model, not a curated record